UUUGUUUCUCCUUUGUGGGUCAGGUCUGGUAAGUUCGCGCUGUUUGUGGCCAUACUUCUGCACGUGCUUGGGCCCGGUGGUGGAUUUUCUUCUUGUGUGGUGUGGCCCUUAGCAUUAAGAUGAAUCAAGAUAGAUCCAAGUUAACGGCGGCUAAGCCUAAAAGAAGUCCAAAGGGGCCUCCCUUGGUUACUUCUAAUGUCCUCUUGUGUGCCGGAAGUUCCAAGCCCACUUCACUUUCACCAUCUCCAAAGAAGGACACUAGCAAACAUGAACCUUCUAGUUCUACUCCAAAGAAGGUUUUUCACCCAGUUAUUAAUUCCACAACCGUGGUUCGGCGUUCAGGUGAUCUCCAUAUUCCCGUCAAGCCCUAUAAUCCAUCUGUGGAGGAGGCGGCAAACCUGGGUAGCAACACGGCAUCGCUUUAUAAGCGUGCCAAUGCACCCCAUACUUCGCCAAAAACACGACGCGUCCGUUCCAGUGCUGCUGUGCGACGUACCUCUGCCUCGGCAAGGGCCGCUCAGCACGACACUCAAAGGCGCGAUGCCCAGGAUCAAACCAGGCCAGACCUCAUUGAAUUGGAAAGUGACGAGGGAGACCUUGACAGUGACUCGUCCCAUAUGGAAGGCUCGAGUGCUCCUCCUACUACACCACCAAACCAGCAUACUUCUAUACAAAAUGAAGUUGCGGAGCCUACUCCCUCACAGUCCGACUUGGAGAACCAGGCCUUGAAAUAACUUUCGCUGCGUAUUACCUGUGAUGAUAUACUGCGCUCUUCACCAUGGAUCUGUCUGCCGCUAUGUGUCCCCACACCAAUUUUGGAUUUAUAUCGAAUGAUGGCUAAAUGGCCAUUACUCAUGCUGCUUCUGGACGCAACGUGUGACCCAGAUUGUACACAUUACUGUCAUCUCGUCUGCAGUUUGGAAAUCAUCUUGGUGACCUGUUCCAAUCACCUAUUUUGUUAUAUGGCAGGGCUGCUGUCUUCCUGUUGGAUGUUGCUGCAACGCGGGACAAAUAUUGAUUUAUUGCGGAUAUAUUUAUCCCAACGAUACUUCUCAAACGCCUUGAUGCAGGAAAUUCGGACCCAACCUCGCUACAAAUAGACAAACAUUCAUACACCCGGAUCUCUCAUCCCUGUAACCAAUGUUCGCAAAAUUAUGGACACACGCGACCUCGGAAGGGACGCCCAUACUCCUUACGCUUGGUGUUACAUCCUCCUCCAUUAAUUCCUGACGUUCGCAAAUUUAUUAAUGCAUCAUGGUCCGGACAAUUCGUCGACAUUUCUGCUUCUCGUUAGUUAAAAAAAAAAACCUACAAAAUCGUUUCUUUUGGCACAUCAUCCCCGGACUUGGACAUCAUUCAGCCUCGGAACUUCUGCAGCACUAACUUAGAAUCUACUUUAAUUUAUAAACAUUGUUCCAUUGUCAUAGUCUAUAAGCCCACAUUUAUUGUUACUAGCAACGUAUACAUACAUAUUAUUUUGUUAAACUUACACCUCACACUUAAAAAAAAGCCUGAGCCACACGCAUUUCAAAAUAUUGUCUUAUAUAAUUUUCAAAAUGAAACAAUUUAAUUUUUCAUUUCAAUGUAAUAGCUUUUAUUUUUUACUUUAUAAACUACAUUUACUAUUCUUAAGUCCAAAAAUUUUGUCUUAUAUAUUUUGUUAAAAUUCUUUAAAAAUAUCACAUUUACUUAUCACACUAAAUUUAAAUAUUGCACAUCAUAUCACACAAAUUUAAUUAUUUUUUAUAUACUUUUAUACCACUAUUUGUGCAACAUUCACAAUUUAACUUGCAUUUGCUUACCACAUUAUACUUAUAUAUUGCACACCAUAUCACAUAAAUUUAAUUAUAUAUAUACCAUAUUAUACUACUU
Molecule: messenger RNA, 1872 nt
Organism: Scaptodrosophila lebanonensis
Lineage: Eukaryota; Metazoa; Arthropoda; Insecta; Diptera; Drosophilidae
Product: flocculation protein FLO11-like
Exons: 5
Coding region: 120-734 (204 amino acids)
Source: RefSeq, a predicted model, not a curated record